AUGCUAUGUUAUCCUAUAGUAAACAAGUAUCAUUUUAGUGCUCUGAAAAGAUGGUUCGAUGUACCUGAAAACUUCGCGCUGAUCAAAUCUGAAUUUGAGUCUACAAGCAGGUUCGCACAGUUACGGCAGGUAGAGGUCGCCAUAGAUGGCAAUUUGGCAUUUGUUCGGUUUGUGGCUCUCACUGGCGAUGCUAUGGGCAUGAAUAUGGUUUCAAAAGGGUGUUCAUUGGCUAUGCAUCUUCUAAAGCAGAAAUUCCCCGCAAUACAACUUCUCGCACUUAGCGGCAAUUACUGUGUUGAUAAGAAAGCUGCAGCCAUAAACUGGAUCAAUGGACGGGGGCGAUCCGUGGUUGCAGAUUGCACGCUGCCAGCGAGUGUGGUACUUUCCAUCUUCAAAACGACUCCAAAGCAGAUGGCUGAAGCUGCACAAGUAUGUCAACAUAACACUUAUGAUUUAUUGUCGCUUUUGUUGACAAAUUGCAGUUAUGAGGUUUUUAGAUCGUUUUAUAAAUUCGUAGCGUUUUCAUUUUUGUUGUCGUUUUUCGGUGAAGCGGUUGAUUUACGGUGAAG
This is a messenger RNA of Cylicostephanus goldi, 569 nucleotides long. NCBI's taxonomy places the organism in Eukaryota, Metazoa, Nematoda, Chromadorea, Rhabditida, Strongylidae. The record is from the annotation of a GenBank genome assembly.